Molecule: messenger RNA, 351 nt
Organism: Dovyalis caffra
Lineage: Eukaryota; Viridiplantae; Streptophyta; Magnoliopsida; Malpighiales; Salicaceae
Source: the annotation of a GenBank genome assembly
AUGAGUUACAGAAGGGAGCACCGAACUUCGAGAACAGCUCUCUUCGACGACGGGCUUGAAGAAGGCGGUCUUAGGUCAUCCUCUUCCUAUUCCCACGAAACCGACGACCAUGACAAUGACAAGGCUGUCCACACUUUGCAAGACAGAGUUCUUUUCCUCAAGAGACACCUAGUGAAGUUUCGCAAUGCUUUAUGCAUACAAAUUGCAAAUGCCGGAUCCAAUUCUCCUCUGCAUAUGAUGGAGCUGGGAAUGGAAGGGUAUGGGAUGUUUGAUUCAGAAAGGAGACUCCAAGCUCGAAAGCUGUGGGAUACUGUUGACUGUAGUGCUGUUAGACAAGUCUCCUUCAACUGA